Messenger RNA from Heteronotia binoei (common prickly gecko), 2875 nucleotides. RefSeq names its product patched domain containing 4 (gene PTCHD4). NCBI's taxonomy places the organism in Eukaryota, Metazoa, Chordata, Lepidosauria, Squamata, Gekkonidae. The transcript is spliced from 3 exons. The record is from RefSeq and is a predicted model, not a curated record. Gene Ontology annotation, cellular component: membrane. Bases 30 to 2705 code for a protein of 891 amino acids.
GGUUGGGGCCGGGGCGGCGGCGGAGGAGGAUGCUGCGGCAGGCGCUGCACGGCGGGCUGCGCUCCUUCUGCCGCCAGCUGGGCUUGUUCGUCAGCCGCCACCCGGUCUUCUUCCUCACCGUGCCGGCCGUGCUGACGCUGGUCUUCGGCUUCAGCGCGCUCAGCCGCUUCGAGCCCGAGCGCGACCUGGAGCGCCUGGUGGCCCCCAGCCACAGCCUGGCCAAGAUCGAGCGGCGCCUCGCCGACAGCCUCUUCCCCCUCGAGCGCGCCAAGGGCCGCCUCUACUCCCACCUCCACACCCCGGGCCGCUAUGGCCGCGUCCUCCUGCUCGCCCCGCCCGGCGCCAACAUCCUCGCCCGGCCCGCCGCCCUCCUGCGCCUCCACCGCGCCGUCCUCGACCUCAAGGUGAGCCACCGCGGCUACAACUACUCCUUCGCCCACCUCUGCGUCCGCCGCGCCCACGACAAGCAGUGCGCCCUCGACGACAUCGUCGCCCUCCUCGACGAGCUCCGCCAGGCCCCCCUCGCCAACAAGAGCGCCGCCGCCGCCGCCGCCCGGGGCAGCCUCACCUACCCCAACACCAAGCUCAAGGACGGGAGGACCAGUUUCAUCGGCCACCAACUUGGCGGAGUCCUGGAAGUCCCCAACAGCAAGGACCAGCGGGUGAAGUCGGCCCGAGCCAUCCAGAUCACGUACUACCUCCAGACCUACCAUUCGGCAGCCCAGGACCGAAUCGGCGAAAAAUGGGAGAACGAAUUUUGCAACUUAAUGCGCAAGCUGCAGCUUAGCUACGAGGACCUGCAGCUGUACGCUCUGGCCUCUUUUAGCCUGUGGAGGGAUUUCCACAAGACCAGCUUCCUGGCCAGGGGCAAGAUCUUGGUCAGCCUGAUGCUGAUCCUGUUGACGGCCAUCAUCUCCAGUUCCAUGAAAGACUGCCUUCGCAGCAAGCCCUUCCUGGGCCUCUUGGGCGUCCUCACCGUCUGUAUCUCCAGCGUCACCGCAGCAGGGAUCUUUUUCAUUACCGAUGGAAAAUACAACUCGACGCUCCUGGGAAUCCCUUUCUUCGCAAUGGGUCACGGAACGAAAGGAGUGUUUGAACUUCUGUCGGGAUGGCGCCGCACCAAAGAGAGCUUGCCCUUCAAAGACAGAGUUGCAGACGCCUACUCUGAUGUCAUGGUUUCCUACACAAUGACGAGCUCUCUGUACUUCAUCGCCUUUGGCAUGGGUGCCAGUCCUUUCACCAAUAUCGAAGCCGUCAAAAUCUUCUGCCAGAACAUGUGCGUCUCCAUCCUGCUGAACUACUUCUAUAUCUUUUCCUUCUUUGGCUCGUGCCUGGUCUUUGCCGGGCAGUUGGAGCAGAACCGGUACCACAGCAUCUUCUGCUGUAAGAUCCCCUCGGCAGAAUAUUUGGAGAGGAAGCCCGUUUGGUUCCAGACCAUGAUGAGCGAUGGUCACCAGCACACUUCUCAUCAUGAGACCGACCCUUACCAGAACCAUUUUAUCCAACACUUCCUAAGGGAACACUACAACGAGUGGAUUACUAACAUCUACGUCAAACCAUUUGUGGUGAUUCUGUAUCUCAUCUAUGCCUCUUUCUCGUUCAUGGGCUGCUUGCAGAUCAGCGACGGGGCCAACAUUAUCAACCUCCUCUCCAGCGAUUCACCGAGCGUGUCCUACGCGGUCAUCCAGCAGAAGUACUUCAGUAACUACAGCCCAGUGAUUGGCUUUUACAUCUACGAGCCCCUGGAAUACUGGAACAGCACGGUGCAAGAAGACCUAAAGAAACUCAGCGAAGGCUUCAACACGUUGUCCUGGCUUCAACAAUAUUACCAGUAUCUGAGAGCCGGGAACAUCAGUGCUACCAACAAGACUGAGUUCCUCAGUAUCCUCCAAAACUCCUUUUUGAGGAAGCCGGAAUUCCAGCACUUCAAGAGUGACAUCAUUUUCUCCAAGGCCGGUGACGAGAACAGCAUCAUUGCUUCCCGCAUGUAUCUCGUGGCUAGGACUAGUGAAAAAACCCAGAGGGACGUGAUAGAGUUGUUGGAAAAGCUGAGGCCUCUGUCUCUGAAGCAGAGCAUCAAGUUCAUCGUCUUCAAUCCAACCUUUGUUUUCAUGGACCAAUAUAGCCUAUCAGUGACGAUGCCCGUCUUGAUUUCAGGUUUUGGCAUCUUGCUGGUGCUACUGCUGACUUUCUUCCUGGUUAUCCACCCUCUAGGGAACUUCUGGUUGAUUCUCACGGUCACCUCCAUUGAGUUGGGUGUUCUGGGGCUGAUGACUUUAUGGAAUGUCGACAUGGAUUGCAUUUCUAUCUUGUGCCUUAUUUACACUUUGAAUUUCUCCAUAGAUCACUGUGCGCCCCUGCUUUACACAUUCGUACUGGCGACGGAGCACACCCGAACUCAGUGCAUCAAAAGUGCGCUGCAAGAACACGGGACGGCCAUUUUGCAGAACGUGACUUCUUUUCUUAUCGGGUUGGUCCCCCUCCUUUUCGUGCCUUCGAACUUGACCUUCACACUGUUCAAAUGCUUGCUGCUCACUGGCAGUUGCACACUCCUGCACUGUUUUGUUAUUUUGCCCGUCUUCCUAACAUUUUUCCCACCCUCCAAAAAGCACCACAAGAAAAAGAAACGGGCCAAACGGAAGGAGAGGGAAGAGAUUGAGUGCAUAGAAAUCCAAGAAAAUCCUGAUCAUGUGACUGCAGUCUGAAGGGUCACACAAACAUGCGUAUAUUUUUUUAACACACACACACGCGCAAAAUGUUGCACUGAACUGCAGGGAACGUAGAGGAAAGAUCUCUGCUGCUUGCGCUGGCCGUGCAGAACGAGGCAAAGGACACUCCGGACAGGGGGCAUUUUUUUUCUGAACACAGAGGUGAA